UGUUGCUGGCUACAGAACAAAAGGUUGUUCCACAAACAGUAUUAUUUUAAGUAUGGACAAGGCUCAUCUUUCAAGCUCUAAUGACAUAAUGAUGACAAACUCAACAGGAACUUAUCAACAGGAGCCUCUCACUCCUCCCAGGCCCAGCCAUCUUCACUCCUCAUCCUCUUCCUUAUCCUCACCCUCUCCUUCCUCUUCCUCCUCCCCUCUCAAACCUAACCAGGUCGGCCAGGUCAUCUUAUACGGCGUCCCUAUCGUAUCGCUGGUCAUCGAUAACAUUGAGAGACUUUGCUUGGCGCAGAUUUCCAACACUCUCCUGAAAAACUACAGCUACAACGAGAUCCAUAACCGGCGCGUGGCGCUGGGCAUCACCUGCGUCCAGUGCACUCCGGUUCAGCUGGAGAUCCUCCGCAGGGCCGGCGCCAUGCCCAUCUCCUCUCGCCGCUGUGGCAUGAUCACCAAGCGCGAGGCCGAGCGCCUGUGCAAGUCCUUCCUGGGGGAGAACUCGCCGCCGAAGCUGCCCGACAACUUUGCCUUCGACGUGUCGCACGAGUGCGCCUGGGGCUGCCGUGGGAACUUCAUACCGGCACGCUACAACAGCUCCAGAGCCAAAUGCAUCAAGUGCUCCUUCUGCAACAUGUACUUCUCCCCAAACAAGUUCAUCUUCCACUCCCACCGCACACCAGAUGCCAAGUACACCCAGCCCGAUGCGGCCAACUUCAACUCCUGGCGACGGCACCUCAAACUGUCCGACAAACACCCGCAGGAUGAGUUAAUCUAYGCAUGGGAAGAUGUCAAAGCCAUGUUCAAUGGAGGGAGCAGAAAGAGAGCACUGCCCUCAUCGAGCCAUUGCUCCUCCAUGGGUCCUAUGAAGACCCUCCCGGGUACGGUUGUGCCUCACAUGAUGGGACCCGACCUGGGUGCUCAGAAAAGAGGUCGCUUUGAGGAKGAGGAYGAUUUGGACGGGGACAGUCUGUCUCCCCGCAAAACGCCGUGCAGCUACCCCGUCAUCCCCGUCCCGAGCAAAGGUUUCAGCAUGUUGCAGAAGUUCCCCACCACCUCGCUCUUCCCUUCCUCUUAUCCGUUCCCAGGCUUUGGCCUCUGCCAGCAGAAAAAAGAGGACAGCGAUGUUUCAACGGCGCACAAAGGCGCCGGGCUGUCGGGAUUUUUGUGGCCUGGCCGUAAAGACACUUUUUAUCCCCCUUUUUGCAUGUUUUGGCCACCAAGGGCAGCAGGGGGGAUUCCUGUCCCCACCUAUCUCCARCCUCAGCCCAGCACUCUCUCCUCCCUGACAGAAAACCCUUCUCUCAGACAGGCCUUCCUGGAUCUCUCAGACCCCAGUGAUGCCGGGGCAGUGAGUAGCAGUGGAAAUGGUGUCAGCACAACUAUUACYCCCAGCAACGGCACCACUACGCCAAGGUCAGGGUUGUUUGACYCAGACUGCACAACAAGAACCACCGACCUUCGCCCUGUGACGUCAGAGGGGUGGCUCAAACUGUUGGACAACACAGCUCUCCAAACAAGAAAGCCGAGCUACGGCUCUGCCUUUCGUCCAGUGGUCAAAGACGCAGAGAGCAUCGCAAAGCUCCACAGCAACAGCGGAGGGGUCGGGGCAACAGAUGAGGACUUUAGAGUUGUGGUCACCGGGUCAGACCGACACCAGCGACUGUCACCCACCAGCAGUUGUAGCUACGGGAGUGACGGCGAGGCGGAAGYGGGGGACAGCGAAGAGGAAGGGGAAGUGGACGUGGAGUCUUCAAAGCAGGAGGACGAGGAAGAGGAGGGGAGUUUCACAAACAGACCCCCACAGACUCAAAGCAACUUGUACCACCCGGCGCUGAGUGACAGCGCCGGAGAGGAGAGGGGGAAGGACCGAGGGGGCAACGCAGUGUAUCCCAGCACCUCUCCAGGAUCCUCCUCAAACCCCAUCCUACAGGACUCCCCCAGCCUACCUGCCUCUCCACGCGCCAGUUUACCGCUCUCCAGCUCCACCCCACCUCACCGAGAGGAUGCAGCUUACAAAAACGCCCAGAAAAAUAGAGAUGAAGGACUACCUGCAUACGCAACCAAAGACAAUUCCAGCAUUUCUGAUGAAAACAAAGAGCAGAGAAGUUUCUUUGUGCCUGACAGAGAGACAUCUUCCCCAAGCUACUGGAGAGAGUGCUCAGGUGAUCAGAGCAGAAGUGCUUCCUCUCCUGUGGCGCUCAAGAAGGACGUGGAGAACAUGGAGAAAGAGGAGCUUCAGAAGGUUCUUUUAGAGCAGAUCGACUUCAGGAGAAGACUGGAGCAAGAGUUUCACGCCCUGAAGGGCACCUCACCAUUCCCUGUCUUCCAUAAUUUUCAAGAUCAGAUGAAACGAGAGCUCGCCUACAGGGAAGAAAUGGUCCAGCAGUUACAGAUGAUUCCCUACGCAAACAUCAUCAGAAAAGAAAAGAUCAGUUCUCAUCUCAGCAAGUAGCCAAAAAGACCAUAUUAAAAAAAGGGAAGCAAAACAAAAGGAAGCUGCCUGGACUUUUCCCUGGUGAACAAAGAUCAAAGCUCCAACCAUAAGAAAAUGAUACUAUUGUAUUUCUACGUGUUUUUUGAAGGAUAUUUUAGGACAGACAUUAUUUGACUGCCUCUCCAGUAUCACAUCAACAUUUGGACCACUUCAUACUGCUUUUGUACCAGCAUAUUGGUGAACUGCUACCAACCAUGUCUUUUUUUUGGUCGCUUUAUGAAAUCAGCUGCAAAUUGUUGAUAUUGGGAAAACUGGAUCAUUCUUGCUCUUUCAUUGCUCCGUUGUCAGGUUGUAAGCUUUAUUCAGCUAGGAUCAAUGGAAACGUGGCCCCUGUUAGACUUGGUGAAGCUUCCAGAUUUGGUAAGGUCCACCUGAAAGGAAGCUGUACUGUAUGUCACAUAGCUGAGAAGAGAAGUUAAAAAGUUAUGAGUGCACAAAGACUAUCUGAGCUCUUACGGAUGUCACCCUUAAUGUACAUACAUCAGAGUGAACAAUCUGAUCACAAAUGAAGUUAUUCUCAUCAUGUGGAGACGCAACUCUUCCCUGUUCACACAAAUCAUCAUUACCACCAACUAUCAGCAUUACUUGUUACACAAACACUCGGACUAAUAAAUGUUCCAUUAAUGAUCAAGGUUUCAAACCUAAUGAUGAACGAAGCGCAGUAUUAUUUAAAAUAAAAACACACAAAAAA
Messenger RNA from Austrofundulus limnaeus, 3191 nucleotides. RefSeq names its product SKI family transcriptional corepressor 2 (gene skor2). Lineage: Eukaryota; Metazoa; Chordata; Actinopteri; Cyprinodontiformes; Rivulidae. Gene Ontology annotation, molecular function: DNA-binding transcription factor activity, RNA polymerase II-specific; SMAD binding; RNA polymerase II cis-regulatory region sequence-specific DNA binding. Gene Ontology annotation, biological process: negative regulation of transcription by RNA polymerase II; negative regulation of BMP signaling pathway. Gene Ontology annotation, cellular component: cytoplasm; nucleus; transcription regulator complex. The transcript has 9 exons. Bases 53 to 2458 code for a protein of 801 amino acids. The record is from RefSeq and is a predicted model, not a curated record.